Grus americana (Whooping crane) is the source of this 4575-nucleotide messenger RNA. RefSeq names its product NEDD4 binding protein 2 like 2 (gene N4BP2L2). The transcript is spliced from 7 exons. NCBI's taxonomy places the organism in Eukaryota, Metazoa, Chordata, Aves, Gruiformes, Gruidae. The coding region runs from base 187 to 2121 and encodes 644 amino acids. Gene Ontology annotation, molecular function: transcription corepressor activity. The record is from RefSeq and is a predicted model, not a curated record. Gene Ontology annotation, biological process: negative regulation of transcription by RNA polymerase II. Gene Ontology annotation, cellular component: nucleus.
CGAGGGGUUGCCAGUGCUCCCCUCCCCCGCCCGCCGGGAGUGCGCUGCUCGUCGAGGCGGCGGAAGACGGGCGGGCGCUUCUGCCUUGAGAAUACGGGCUUUGCUUAAACACCAUCCGAGAAGACAGAUGAGGACAUAGAAGCUAAUAAAACAACUUUUUUAUUCCAACCCUGGUUUUGAGUGGAGAUGCUUCAUGCUGAAAGUAGAGUAAGGCCCUUGGAGUGUCAGGAUGAAAUCACGACUGAACCAUGUUCUAAAAAAAUGAAGUCAACAGAAGGGUCUUACAAGAAACUCUCUGAUGAUGGUAACCAAGCUACUCAAGAGGAGCCGGACACUGAGAGAACAUCAGAUGAUUUGGUACCGGCGUAUGCCUCUGAUAACCAAGGGCAACUUGAAAUGCAGAAGCAAGAGAAAAUACCUACUACUGUCCUGGGAACACUGCAUGAAGUGUUCCCUGAAAAUAAUCUAGUGCUUAGUCAGCCAAUUGAUUCAGAAACUCUGCAGAAUGUAAGUCCUCCAUUUGCAUCAAUAAAUGACACUAAAGUUGAAGAAAAGAAAGGCCCUUUUAUUACAAAUAAUACUGGUGAAGAUGAUAUUAGAAAUAGUAGUACAUCAUUCUCAAUAAAUAGGAAUGCAUCAGAUGAAGAGUUUUUUACAAGCAAAGAAUUUAUCGGACCGAUUUACAAGCCUGCUGAAAGCAACGAACAGGACAAAUCUGGCAGUUGCAAUGAAUGUAGAAACAGUGAGGGAGAUCAGAAUGAAUUGCAUGAAAACCAAGCUAAAAGAAAGGAGGCAAAGAAGAUGCAGCCUAUUUCUUCUGCUGUACCAGAAAUAGAUGAUGAACUGGACCAGUUCUAUAAAGAAAUUCACCAGCUGGAAAAUGAAAAUUUAGAUACUAAUUUUCAGGAAAAAGAAACUGAAAUUUCUCAGGAACAAUUCUCUCCAUCUAACUGCUGUCAAACCUUACAAGAGGAUUAUCAACGUGUAUUGUUGGGCAGCCCACAACCAUUUUAUGAGAAUGGACAGUGUUUCUUUGGGGAACAGAACAGUCAGAAAACAAGCAAUGAGCAGCAGUUUGUCGUGGAGACAAGUGGCUGGAAAACUGAAAAUACCUUUAAUGGACAAGUAGAUUCUAAAUAUUGGAACUACUCAGUGCCUGAAUUCAGACCUGCUUGGCAGUCAACAGAGUCUUUCAUAGUACCUCAGGGAUCUCUUCCUCCUAGAUUCAACCAUCAGUCGCACUUUCCGAUGCUUAAUUCCCCACCACAAAAAACAAAUGCUCUCCCUUCUCAGAAUGGUGAACUUUUGUACAAAAAUUAUCAUGGUUACCAUGGAAAUACUGGUAUCAACAGUCAUGGUCCAUUGCUUGAUCAAAGUACCAGGUAUGCUGGUCAUAUUGAUAUCCAUCCUACUCAGGUCUUCAGAAAUGGAAAUAAUGACCAGAAUGGACUCCAAAAUAAUGGUUUCUGUGAAACCAGAGAAGAGUGUUGGAAGGAUCCAAAAGCUGACAAUGCAGAAAGAAUGCACAGCUUUUCUUCCUUGCAGUUACCUGAAGAAAGAUUUGGUUGUUCACAGAAAUUGCUCGUAAUCUUAAGAGGCCUACCAGGUUCAGGGAAAUCAACGCUUUCUCGUAUUCUACUUGGUGAAAGUCGUGAUGGCAUUAUAUUCAGCACCGAUGAUUAUUUUCGUCAGCAAGAUGGAUAUACAUACAGUGCUGCUCAGCUUGGUGAUGCCCAUGACUGGAACCAGAAGAGAGCAAAGCAAGCAAUGGAGCAGGGAAAAUCUCCAGUUAUAAUAGACAACACUAAUACUCAAGCCUGGGAAAUGAAGCCAUAUGUGGAAGUGGCUCUAGAAAAAGGAUACAGAGUGGAGUUCCAUGAGCCAGAUACUUGGUGGAAGUUUGAUCCUGAAGAAUUAGAAAAGAGGAAUAAACAUGGGGUCACUCGUGAGAAGAUUGCUCAGAUGUUGGAACGAUAUGAAUAUCAAAUAUCCAUACCUAUUGUCAUGAAUUCAGUGGUACCUCCCCACAAAAACACACAAAGGCCACCUCUGCACCGAAGACAUAGGUGGGGAGGCAAUACAGACUCAUGGAAUUCUUUCAGUAUUUCCAGUAGCCGAUAACACAGUUGCAGUCAGUUAAUAAAAAUCUGUUACUUGCCCUUCUAAAACACAUCAUCACCUCCAAUAAAGUAGUGAUCUUCUGUAUUUUAAAUAGGCCUCUUUCAAGACCAUUUUCUUCUGGAGGUUGUUCCUUUAAUGAACUUGCAUGUAAAUAAAAUUGUACAUUAAAUGUUUUUUAAAACUAUAUUUAUUACAGUUGUAAUAACUUUGAUUUUAGUAAAAUAUUUAAUAUAGUAUGACAUAUAGCAGAGUCUUCCUUCAUAAACCUAAGACAAUGAUGUUGUCAUAUAUCAAGUAACUGUUGAGCAGUUUUUUUAAAGAGGUCAUAUUAGGAAUCUUUUAAAAGAGAAUUAAAGCCCCAGAAGAAGAGGUUAUUUAUGCAAUAACCAAUUUUAAUGAUUGAAAUUUAGUCUCCUUAUCUUUUAUGAGAUUUUUUUAAAAAACAAUUCUGUCUCAGAUUGUCUUUUUUUUUUUUUCUAUUUGGCAUAUAUUGCCAAUCGGCAAAAUUUUGGCAUGUAUUUUCUCGUUUUGGUUGUGGUUUUUGUUUUGUUUUUUUGUCUCAGAAGCUCAUCUGGCAGCUGAAGCAACAUUCUGCCAAUACAGUAUUCACCAGCCUUAAACUGUGUAAAAAUUUGUUUAUUUGUUCUCAGUGGUAGUAUAUAAACUAUGAUGGUGACUGCACACCACCAACCUCUUUGUGCUGACUAAAAAACCCCUAAAUUUUAUCACUAAACCCCCAAAAUUUCACAGCUGUGUCUAAGACAAUUUUUUCAUUUAUGAUAAAAAUGAAAUAAAGCAUUAGGCUGUCAAGUCCUAGUCCACAGCUGGGCUGCAUCAAUUCAAUAUAAAUAGUGGAUAUAAUUCUGUAAAACCAUGUUGCAUUCCUGAUUUUGGCACAGUCAAUGGUAAUCUGUUUUGCACAUAGCAAAGUAUGAGCCAGCAUGGGGAUUGACUAAUUUACUGCCGUUUUUCUCUUAAAAAAUGAUGGAUUUGUAAGUUUUCGCUUUGCUUGCUUUCUAACAGCUUGCUGUAUUAAUAAAACAUUUUUGUCUUCAGUGUUGUUUUAGUAGUUCAGUGCAACAGUUCUAUUAUUUUCAAGCUUUUAGGAUUUUAUACAGAUUAACAUUAUUACUAACUUGCUAGCUGAAAUAUCCGAUCUUCAGGUCUAACUACAUUUGAUUUCCUUGUACUCUGAAUGAGUAAAUCUUGAAUAGGAAGUUUUGUCAAGAACGUGAGUGCGUAGCUAAAAGAAUUUUCAUGGUUUUCUACUACUAAUUUGGUGUAAUAGCCAAUAGAAUUUUGAAAAUUCUAAAGCCAGCAUAAUAUUUUUUUAUUUAUAUACAAUUUUUUAAUAGGCCCUAAAAAUUACUUCAUCUUUAAAGUCUGAAUACCAUGAAAGUUGAAAUUCCAAGUAUAUAAUGAAGUAUCUUUCUGUGGGUUUUACUCCUAUUGUACAAAUCUAAAUUUGUACAGUUUAAUGUAUAUCUGCAGUAACAUUUUCAUAAGAGAUUCUAUUCGUUAUAAAAGUUGAAGUGUGCAGUUUCAUGUCUUAGUAAUUGUUUUAAUUAUUUGAAAAAUAAUUUAAAAUGUUUCAGUAGUGCAUGGAUUGUUAAUAUAUUGAAUGAUGUGUAUAUAUAAAAACAAGCUCUCCAACUAUAUUAAUUGUCUUCCUUCAUUGUCUGUUAUUCAUACCAAUUAUGUUACUGUGUAUUAGUUUUUAUAGUUAUCUUCUUCCAUGUCUCAAAAGUCAUGGAAAUAAUUGUAAACGGUCAGUAAUACUUUAAUUAUCCCAAAGUUUCUAUAUUUAAACAUGAAAGCAUAUUUCAUGUGGGAAGAAGACAAAAAGGUUUUAGAAAGACUCAUUUUAUUUACUCUUUAUUCCUUUAAGCUUUAAUGAAGUCAUAAAAUUUAUUGAGGCUUUAUGUAACAUUCACACAGCGUGCUAAGCUAUGACAAAAAUGUUCUGCUAUUUUUUGGUACCUUCUGUCUUCAGUUUUUAAAGGAAACUGAUUUUUUAGCAGUAUUUAAUUGAUAUUGAAGCCCUCUAACUGAAAUUUGUAUUUAAAUAGAUGUGAAUUCGUACUGUUUUAAAAUGGUGCAGCAUUUUUAGGUGUUAUCUUUCUAAAAAAUUAUUGGUGGAUGGUGAGUAUUUUUGAUAUGCAAAGCAUGCAGAUCGCUAAUAGGCUUGCAGUUUGCAAAGGACACAUAACAAGAAAGGAAUGCUUUGCAGCUUGGCACUGCAUCAAACAUUUCUUGCAAACUGCUUAAUCUAUAAAGCUGUUUUCCAAGGUAAGUACAAUGACAUGGUAGGUGAAAACACAAUGGAAUUGCUGCCUGUGUAACACAUUUUUGUUUCAUGGUAUGUUCAUAUUUCAUGAGGAUGUGGCAGUCAUGGUCAUAUGUUUAUCUCUGACAGAAGUUGCUUUAACACUGCAAUAUUUACAUGUAAAAAUA